AGCUCCGAUUGGAUGACACCGUAACCGUUAAAAACGUCGACAGACUAUGAUUAAAUGGAAGUUCUGUGUCCAUGAUGCAAGAUCUUUGAUCAGAUGUUGUGUCUGUGUUUGACAAGAUACUCUUUGGUGUGUGAUGUCCGAAACCGCGAGAGUGAAAUGUGUGAAGAUUAAAUAGACGAAUUUAGAAAGAAUUUCUCCAUUGGAAAUCUGUGGAUAAGUUGCAGCAAAGUGUGAGUGGUCUAAUUUUGGAGUCUGUGUAAGGUAGUUUAUUAUAAUUUCUUAUUAGUAAGUGAGUUAAUGAUUUUCUAGUGCAAUUAUGGCUCUUGCUAAAACAAGAGAUCGCCGUAACAAUGCGGGAGCUCGUAUGGCCAAACUUCUUGAUGAAGAAGAAGAAGAUGAGUUCUACAAAACUACAUAUGGAGGUUUCAAUGAAAUUGAAAAUGAUGAUGAUUAUCAUUCUGAAGAGGAAGCAGAGGAUGAAGUAGAUUCUGACUUUAGUAUUGAUGAAAAUGAUGAACCUGUGUCAGAUCAUGAAGAGGAAGGACCAAAAAGAAGCAAAAAAUUGGUCACUAAAGCUUAUAAGGAACCCGAUCCUGUCAAGAAAAUUGAAAAACCAUCUGAAGCAAAACCAAAGAAAACUCGGAAGAGAAGAGUUCAUAUUAUGUUAGACAACUAUGAACGUAAAUCAAUUCGAAGAUCAACUGCUGCAAAAUCUGCUGAAACACUACAGAGGUUAAAGGAACGCUCAGAGGAAGGUAGAAAGCGGCGGCGCCGAAAGACUACUGAUAUGCGCAAACUGACUCAAGAAGAACUUCUGGAGGAAGCAAAAAUCACAGAGGAAGAAAAUCUUAAAUCAUUGGAAAAAUUCCAGAAAAUGGAACUUGAGAAAAAGAAAACUAGAUUGGUUAAGAAAACUGUUCUUGGCCAUACAAUUUGUUACCAUUCACUUAUCAUGCCCUUAGUCGAAGUGUUAAAACCUUCACAUGAAAGUCCUAUUACAGUGGAUGAAGAGCCAAGUAGCAGUAGUCAAGAAACUGUUACUCCAACUCCAGAAGUAAAAAGUGAAAUUGGUCGUUUCGAAGAAGGAAAAUGUGAAAGGACUUUCAUUACUUUCUCUGAUGAGCGAUCUUUUAAAAAUUUAUUUUCUUCUCGAAAGAAACAAUCUUGUCUACAAAAGAGUAUCUGCCCGAUUUCAAGGUUGCCAGCUAGGUACUUUGAUCCAGUGACAGAACUUCCAUAUGCAAACUUACAAGCAUUUCGCAUUCUCCGUGAAGCAUAUUACCAGCAGCUUGAAGCAAAGGGUGAUCGAACAAAUCCUAGUGUUGCACGGUGGAUAGAAUGGCGCAAAACUCAACGUGAAAAAAAGACUGCUUUUCUUCAACAAAUUGGUCGUGCAAAAGAUCAACAAGGAGCAGCUGGUGGAGGUACAGCAUCAGUUCCUGCUGUAACCACUCCAAUUCCUACUUCAGGUGUUAAUCCUACAGUUUCUGGGCCUGUUGCAGCAGCUCUAACAGGAUCGAUGUCUGUUCACCAGGGUACAUGAAUUUUUUUAGGUUGAGAAAAAUGACAGAAAUUAAAUUUGGUGGGUCAAAUCAAAAACUCACAUUUUAUUUGAGUGAAAACAAGUGUUAUAAACUGUCAGUAUUUUCACAUAUGAAAUAACUCAGUUUUGAUUUUAAGUAAUGUAAAUUAAAUAUAUAUAGAUAUAGAUAUAUAGAUAUAAUAAGUGAUUUAAAUAAAAAUAAGGGCACCUUUUAGCCUUUUAUAUAUAAACCUUAUAUACAUAAAAAUAUAGUGUUACCCCUCCCUGAGUGGUCUCUUAGUGCUUCACCUCUAUUUGUCACGUUGAAGUAGCAAUGAAGAGAAACAAGGGAGACCAGAGUGGAAUGCUCCAGAAGUUUUUCUGCGCACAAGUUAUGCGAAUCAGGCCCCCUAUGGUGAAUGUGGACGACUCAGGGAAGGAUGGCGAGGUAUUUAUAUUUAAAACCACACUCAGAAUUCAUUCGUCAUUAUGUCAAAGUACACAGUCUAAAGGAAAUAUUUCUUACAUUUAUUUACAAGCUUAGAUUACAAUAUUGAACAACUAUUUAUGUGAUCAUCAUGAAAAUCUUUCAUCUAAUUGCACUUAUUGAUAGUUUCUCAUUGCCCAGCCCUGGGUCAGUCUAAAUUGUUUCAUUUUUGAUGCCAUUUUGAGAAUUUAUUGUUCUUAAAUUUUCUGGUAUUUAACAUUGACACAUUAUUCUCUGAAUGUUUCUCUCUUAACAAAUGUACCUUAUUGUAUCUUUUUAAUGACAAAAACCUAUGUGUAGAUUAUCUUUUUAUUUUAUCAUGUCAUUUCAAUGAUAAUAUUCAUUUUCUUUGCAUCUAAUUACAAAACAAUAUUGACGUUUCCUUUGGUGCAUGUAAGGAAGUAGUGACAUUUGCUUUACAAAUAUUUAGUUCCACCAAUUUUCCAAAAGAAACUAUUUCUUAUCGUUCUAUAUUUAGUUACACAUUUUGUUGAUAUAUCUUUAGUUGUCCAUUUUUUAAAGAUUUUGAUAAAAUUUAAAUUUCAGUAUCGGAAUGAAAUUGGUGGAAUUACUAUUUUGAUACAUAUCCAAAUAUAAUGCUGUGAACCUUUUUGUAAUAAUGUGGAGGCUUGUGAUUUUUUUUCUGAAGGCAAGAAUAGCGAGAAAAAGAUCUCUUUCAAGUUUUUCAUUUAUUUAUUGAUUUCGCUCCAACUAUUGUCGGCGCGCCCACGACAAUACCUGGCACCAGUCACAGAAUACUAAGCCGACAAACACCUUUUAAAAAAUCACUUUAUAAAGUAAUAUUUUUGUUCUUUGAUAAACAGGUUUAACUUUAACCACCAACAUUAUUUGAAACUGUUAAUAUAUUGUUAAUACCGGUUGAACUCCUAGUAGGUAACCAUCACCUUUUCUUAACAUACACAUGGCUUUGUCGUGCCUACUCAUCCAGAAUGAAACAUCAGAACUUCAAACGAAAAAUUUAGAGGGACUGAACUGGUGUGUAAUGCAAUACAUACAAAUGUGACGUCGUGGAAAAACAACAGCAAUCACGGACACGAGUUCAGAUAUUUACUAGUUUAUUUGCAAGUAUUAUUAUUAGCCCGUUUAAUCCCUAUUAGGGCAAGGGCCUCUUGCACAGGGCAAGGAGGCUUACAUUAUUAAGUUGGUCCUCGGGGACCUUAAAAAAACGUGGAACGCUUCAAGAUUUUGCCCGUCAUCCUCGCAUAGGAGCCAUGCUAAUCUUCUCUGUACCGUUCCAAUUUUAGUACAUGCCCUGCAAAAGCAAUAGUUAAACAGUUAUGGAUAGACCCUAUCCCCUGAUUGCAGGAAUUAUUCAAGACCUGCCUGAUUCGUGGCCCCUCGCCUCUCCUUUCGAACUUACGCUUACAGCCUAGUGCUCGGUGAUCGCAGUCGGACGUGGUAGGGAUGGUCCACUGCGGCGUCGCGAUACAUGGGUUGCCCCACGAACAUAGCUCGCCUCCGCACCGCCCGGGGCGCAAGUUUGGUGUGUUCGCAGGAGGUUUUCAGCUCGAAACCCACCCCCGCGCCUUACGCUCUGGCUUAUAUACCUUCAAAUCACGUGGCACGCUACGUCUUGCGUUUGCGCACAGCCCACUCAAUAUCUAUAUUAAGAUUUAUUCAACUAUGCACUUGAUGUAAAUCAGCCGCUCACGGUUUCAUCCAAUCGGGAGCUUGAACGUCCCGAUAGUAGCAUCACAACGUCAUUGUAGCGGCAUGUAAGCUCCCGAUCGGAUGAAGCCGCAACAAUGAUUUACGUCA
Molecule: messenger RNA, 3788 nt
Organism: Gryllus bimaculatus (two-spotted cricket)
Lineage: Eukaryota; Metazoa; Arthropoda; Insecta; Orthoptera; Gryllidae
Source: the annotation of a GenBank genome assembly